Vicia villosa (hairy vetch) is the source of this 1930-nucleotide messenger RNA. RefSeq names its product transcription factor TCP24-like. Gene Ontology annotation, biological process: regulation of secondary shoot formation. Gene Ontology annotation, cellular component: nucleus. Bases 561 to 1667 code for a protein of 368 amino acids. NCBI's taxonomy places the organism in Eukaryota, Viridiplantae, Streptophyta, Magnoliopsida, Fabales, Fabaceae. The transcript is spliced from 3 exons. The record is from RefSeq and is a predicted model, not a curated record. Gene Ontology annotation, molecular function: sequence-specific DNA binding; DNA-binding transcription factor activity.
ACUAAAGUGUAGAAACGGCACACUUCUCGAUAAGCCUGUUUGAUUGUCUUGUUUUGUUGGAUCGAACGAACAAUUAAUCACUUUGUUUUCUUCUUCCUUCUUUCCACACUUUCAAACACACCCUAAUUCUAUACGUGUUUCAAUCCUCACCCUUCAAACAACUCUUUCAUCUUCUUCUCUAUCUCUCUCCUCAAUAUCUAACUUUUUUUUUCUUCUUCUUGCUUUUCACUUCAAGGUGCACUUGUUAAGCAACAACACAUGAGAAGUCUUUGGAAAAUUCAACAAUUUUUCAAAUAACACAUGAAAAGGAGGUGAAGCUCUGAAUGAAACCUACUAAUCAGUCUUUUUAGCUUUUGAAAACUGAGAAAAAAAUAAGCCUUAAACAAGGGUUUCUGACUUAGACUGUGAUACAUCAUUAUCAUUCAAUAUUUUACAAAAUUAAAUAAAAAGCACUUUUUCUCAUCACUAUACAGCCAAACAACUUAUUUAUUAAGCCUCAAUGCUAAACCACAUAGCAUAGGAGUUUCUCAUUCUAAGUUUGUGUUGAGCAUGAUUGUGAAAUGGAGGAUGAGACUCAAGCAUGUAGUAAGUUUCCAAGGCUUGGAAAUGUUAGCAACAAGAAUGUAGGUUCGGGUUCCGGUAGAAGGAAGAGUGAUGGAGGAGUUGUUGGAAGUGAUUUUCAAACUUGGCAGGAGCGGCGGCAAGAAGAAGAAAACUCUUCGAGAAUCGUUAGAGUGUCGCGAGGUUCGGGUGGGAAAGAUAGACAUAGUAAAGUGAUGACUUCGAAGGGUUUGAGAGAUAGAAGAGUUAGGCUUUCGGUUACGACGGCGAUUCAGUUUUAUGAUCUUCAAGAUAGGCUUGGUUAUGAUCAACCGAGUAAAGCGGUUGAUUGGUUGAUUAAGGCUGCUUCGGAUUCUAUCUCCGAGCUGCCUUCGCUGGACAAGACAUUCGCUCGAGCUGAUCAGAGUGAUGAGAAAAGACAAGACGAGUUUGAGUUUGAUGAAGGACGGAACAGGAACAAGAAUGUUUGUUUGUCUAAGUCUGCUUGUAGCAGUACUUCGGAGACAAGUAGAGAAAAUGAGUCUAGCAUUGCACAACAACAGCAACAUCAAUGUCAUCAACAUCAUCAAAACAUGUCUCAAACAGCUUCUUUUACGGAGUUACUCACUGGCGGAAUUGGAAGUAGUAACAAUGGAUCAAUUCAUGAUAAUCAGAUUCAUCAUGGAUGUUUCUCAGGACAUUCCCCUUUUAGUAGUGAGAAUGAGAGUCAGCUGCAACAUUUUCCAUUCAUGUCUGAGCAACAUCUUAUGCAACCAUCCGUGGUUAAUUCGUCUUCAUCGUCGUCUUCUCAUCAUCAUGAUAAUUACAAUCUCAACUUCACGAUAUCCUCUUCGGGCCUUGUUGGUUACAAUAGGGGGACCCUUCAGUCCAAUUCACUUUUGCCUCACUUCCAGAGGUUUUCAACCAUGGAUCAUGGAUCAUCAACAACAACAUCAUCAUCCAAUAAUCUACCUAGUUUCUUCUCAGUUCCUCCUCCCGCUGUUGCUGCUACUCCAACCAUGGAUCAGCAACUUCAUUUCUCACCUCUCUUUGAUGCUCGGUUGCAACUUUUCUAUCGCGAUGGAAGCCAGCAUUCAGAUCAGAAGGACAAAUGCAAUAAGAACUGAAGACCACAUUUUCCUUUGUUCCAUCUUCUUUCCAAGAAACAUUUUACAUGGCCUUCCUAUGCAGGAGUAAAAAGCUGUGUCCUAUCCUUGUUCUCUAUGUAGGAGUAACAAAUUGUGGUCUAUCCUUGUUAAGUGUUGGUAUUUGUUUUGGACCAUUUUGAGUCAUUGAAUUACAUUUUGAGUAUUUGGAAUUUUCUUAUGCGUCCAGAUUAUAUUGUCUUGUAAAAGAAUCUUGAUUGAACUUAUUCUUUUGAUUUCUAUAA